Urocitellus parryii (Arctic ground squirrel) is the source of this 945-nucleotide messenger RNA. RefSeq names its product epithelial cell adhesion molecule (gene Epcam). Gene Ontology annotation, cellular component: bicellular tight junction; membrane. Gene Ontology annotation, molecular function: cadherin binding involved in cell-cell adhesion. NCBI's taxonomy places the organism in Eukaryota, Metazoa, Chordata, Mammalia, Rodentia, Sciuridae. The record is from RefSeq and is a predicted model, not a curated record.
AUGGCGCGCCCCCAGGUCCUAGCGUUCGGACUCCUGCUCUCAGCGGCGACGGCAGCGGUGGCCGCGGCUCAGAAAGAAUGUAUCUGUGAAAACUAUAAGCUCGCUACAGACUGCUAUAAGAAUGAAAAUGAUGAAUGCCAGUGUACAUCCAUUGGUACAAAAAAUACUGUCAUUUGUUCCAAAUUGGCAUCCAAAUGUUUGGUGAUGAAGGCAGAAAUGAAUUCCUCAAAGUCUGGGAGAAGAGGGAAACCGGAAGGGGCGAUCCAGAACAAUGACGGGCUGUAUGACCCUGACUGUGACGAGAAAGGGCUCUUUAAAGCCAAGCAGUGCAAUGGCACUGCCACGUGCUGGUGUGUGAACACUGCUGGGGUCCGAAGAACUGACAAGGACACUGAAAUUACCUGCUCYGAACGAGUGAGGACCUUCUGGAUCAUGAUUGAACUGAAACACAAAGCAAGGGAAAAACCUUACAAUGUUCAAAGUUUGCAGACUGCAAUUCAAGAAAUGAUGACCACUCGGUAUCUACUGGAUCCAAAAUUUAUCACAAAUAUUCUGUAUGAGAAUAAUGUUAUCACUAUUGAUCUGGUGCAAAAUUCUUCUCAGAAAACUCAAAAUGAUGUGGACAUAGCUGAUGUGGCUUAUUAUUUUGAAAAAGAUGUGAAAGGGGAAUCCUUGUUCCGUACAUCAAAAAUAGACCUGAGAGUAGAUGGGGAACAACUAGAACUGGAUCCUGGUCAAACUUUAAUUUAUUAUGUUGAUGAAAAGGCCCCUGAAUUUUCAAUGCAGGGCCUAAAAGCUGGUAUUAUAGCUGUCAUUGUGGUUGUGACAAUAGCAGUUAUUGCUGGUAUUGUUGUCCUGGUUAUUUCCAGAAGGAAGAAAACAACAAAGUAUGAGAAGGCUGAGAUAAAGGAGAUGGGUGAGAUGCAUAGAGAACUCAGUACAUAA